ACAAAUUAGUAAACAAAAAAUUGUAUUUCUUGUUUUUCAACGGUUAAUCAAGAAAUCAAUAAUUGUUAUAACACCAAAUUACAACGAGUCGGUCGCACAUUUAAAUAUUAAAUGACUUUGGGACGUAAAUAUCAACAAUCUUCCGGGAAUGUGGGGGAGGCCCGUAAGGUGUAUUCUAACCAGUCGAAGGUCGGGACUCUAUCUGGUUGCUCGUCUUCAAUAUCAUUGAGUGACAUGAUCGAACCACCGGAUUAUGAGGAGGUGUGCGACCGGCUGAUGGGGCCGAGAGAUCCUCUCGCGUACCCGCCAGUCGACAUGGAACUCAUCUAUGUACCAAGACGAAUUCGAACAGUAACCCAUGUUCUACCUGAUGAAGACUUAACAAAAGCACCAAUGUUCGUCCGUGAUUGCCUCCGCUGUUACACGUCUGACUAUUCAGUGGUGGAAUACAAGUACCGUGCGUACUCGGGCUCGUCUUGUGGAAGGGAGAGGCUCGCUGAACGGCUGGAGAAACUUCAAACUGGACCGAGGCACCUCUAUGAGAUUGAUGCUGAUUUCUUAUCUACUAAUGACGAGGCUCUCUCACAACAGUUCGAAUCUCAACCGUCAAGCGGACGUCAAUCGGUGGCUUCUAUCUCGUCAUCGUCAUCAUGCAACGAGACACUGACUCCUCGAGGUUCGUGGGCCAGUCUCGAUCUGAGAAGCUCUUCCUCAGAUCCUCUACUGCCAGAGAUAUUCGAGAGAAAACCUUUGGAACAGGUGGAUGCCGCCAAUGAGGCUAGGAGGCUGGAGAACCGUCAAGCUGAUCUCCUGGGACUGUACACUCCGUACCUGGACGAGGAGGAGGCGGUGGAGCGUCGCCUGGCCGCGGAGAUGCCCUGCGAGAUACUGGGACACAGGAUAUUAGUGGUCUGCCACCAGCUGAAGCUGGAAUUGGACGUCGAACCUCUGUUCGCUUCGAUGGCCCUCUACGACGCUAAAGAGAAGAAGAAGCUAUCGGAGAAUUUUUAUUUCAAUCUGAACUCGGAGUGCACGCGGCAGAUGCUGAGCGCUCACGUUCCUCACGCUGACAUUUCGACGCUGAGCAGGAGCGCCAUCUUCGAAGUCCAGAACCCGUCGCCGGAUGUUUUUUUAGUCAUCAGGGUGGAGAAAGUCCUUCAGGGCGAUAUCAACGAAUGUGUUGAACCUUAUAUCAAGGACGAUAAGAACCGCGAGAAGGUCCGCGCGAGUGCGCAGGCGGCGUGCUCCCGCCUCGGCAAGUACCGCAUGCCGCUGGCGUGGAGCGCCGUGUCGCUGCUCAACAUCCUCAGCGGCUCCAACAGCCUGGACCGGGACCAGCCCGACAAGGACACUCUGUCGGUCGGCUCCAACACCAACAGUCUGGACCGCAAGGCGUCGUCCAGCAGCCUGGAGGCGCUACGGCGGCGCGCGGGGGAGGUGGGGGGCUCGCUGACGCGCAAGGGCUCGCUGGAGCGCCGCGCCCCCCCGCCCGACCACCUGGCCGCCGCGCUGCCCACCUUCAGCCCCGUCGUCAUCACGCUCACCAGCUUCUUUAAACAGGAGCCGGACAAGCUCCGCGACGAGGACCUGUACAAGUUCCUGGCCGAGAUCAAGCGGCCCAGCUCGGCCCCCAAGAAGCUCAAGUGCAUCCCGGGCACCCUCAAGAUCGAGGUGUGUCCCUGCCCGGACGAGGUCAAGAACGGACUCACGCCGGAGCUGGCGAAACUGAACCCCUAUGGAGACGAGAACGUGCGUCCGUGCAAGGAGGUGCUGUCCUUCCCGCUGCAGGCGCCGGCCGUGCCCCACUACCAGUACCGCAACCUCAUGUACCUGUCCGUGCGCGACCUCAACCUCGCCGCCUACACCUCGCGCGCCGGCUCCGCCAGGAACAUCACCGUCCGCAUACAGCUGAUGUCGGGCGAGCAGGAGGACGCGGCGCUGCCCGCCAUAUUCGGCCGCAGCGCGUGCUCAGAGUUCACAACCGAAGCCUACACCACUGUCAUCUAUCAUAACAAGAACCCGUCGCUCUACGACGAGAUAAAGCUGAAGCUGCCCGCGGACCUCGGCGACCAGCACCAUUUGCUGUUCACGUUUCUGCACAUCUCGUGCCAGAGGAAGCCCGUGGCUCACGACCUGGAGAAGAACGUCGAGACUCCUGUUGGAUACUCUUGGCUGCCGCUGUGCCGCAACGGCAAGCUGUCCUGCGGAGAGUUCAGCCUGCCGGUGAUGCAGGAGGAGCCCCCGGACAACUACUCGUACAUCUUCCCGGACGUGCAGCUCCCGGGCACGCGCUGGAUCGACAACCACCGCCCCAUCUUCAACAUCAGCCUCGACCCUCACACCACGGUGCAUCCCCUGGACGGGUACAUCGAACGUUUCGCGAUGGCGUGCGAGGCCGUGCAGGAGGGCAACAUCCCUCCGAGGAUCGGCCUCAACAACAUGGAAGCGGAACUCAGGACUAGCAUAUCGGAGCUGUCGUCGGCCAACGUGGAGGUGCUGGCCCGCUACCUGCCCGUGGUCAGCGACAAGCUCGUGCGGCUGCUGGUGGCGCCGCCCAGCCUGCACGGCCAGCCGCUCAACAUCGCGCAGGACGCCUUCACCUGCCUGGCCAGUCUGUUCGCGGACAUCACCGGCCUGAACGAGGGUGCGACGUGCGACGCCCACGGGCGCAGCUCGAUCCUAAGCGCCUACAUCCAGUACCAGUGCACCAUCCCGCGCCCCUCCAUCGCCGACCGGGACGUGGGCCUGCCGCUGCCGCCCGCCGUAAUGAUGGAUGGAUCCUGCAAGAUCUUGCACGAGGAACUAGCGCUGCAGUGGGUGGUCGCCAGCGGAGUGACCAGGGACCUCGCCAUGCAGAACUCCUGGGCGCUGUUCGAGCUGCUGGUGAAGUCGAUGUCGGAGUACGUGCAGUGGAGCGGCGCGCACGAGGCGGCCCGCAAGGCGCGCUUCCCGGAGCCCUUCACCGACGACCUCACCACCCUCGUCAACUGCGUCACCUCCGAGAUCAUAUCCGGCUACGGCAAGAACAGUCGGCUGACGCAGAGCCUCAACAACAGCCUGGCGUUCUUCCUGUUCGACCUCAUCAACAUAAUGGACCGCGGCUACGUGCUGAGCCUCGUCCGGACCUACUACAAGCAGAUGAGCGCCAAGAUCGCGUCCCUGCCCGACGCCGUGCCGCUCGUGCACUACAAGUUGGCGUUUCUGCGCAUCGUGUGCUCCCACGAGCACUACGUGUCCCUGUCCCUUCCCGGAGGGGGCCCGGGGGGUCGCGGCGGCGCGUCCUCCCCCGCCCCCUCGGCGCACUCCGGGGGAUCGAGCAGCGCGCCGCCCCCCGCCUCCGCACUCACCCACGACUUCCGGUCCCGCCACUACCUGCCCGGCCUGCUGCUGGCUGAGCUGGCCAACGCGCUGGAGAUGCAGAGCCCGGUGCUGCAGAGCGCGGCGGUGGGCGCGGUGCUGGGCCUGCUCACGGCGCACGACGCGGACCCGCGCGUGGCGGAGCCCGAGCUGAAGGCGCGCGUGGCCUCGCUGUACCUGCCGCUGCUCGGCAUCGUCAUGGACGCCUACCCGCAGCUCUACAGGGGCUUCAACAACAACAAGGAAAUCCUUCAGCUGGACAGCGAGAUGAGUCAGUUCGGGAGUCUGUGCUCGCCGCCCUCCCCGGUCGACUACAAACAGGAGGGCCGGGCCGCGCUGAACAGCGAGACGAGCCGCAACCUGGUGACGUGCCUCGCCUGGGUGCUGAAGUGGGCCGGGCCCUGCGCCGCCGACCUGCCGCCCUCCGCCCUGCGCACCCUGCUCGCGCUCAUCGACCUCGCCUUCAGCUGCCACGAGUACAAGGGGCGCAAGGAGAUCAUGAAGUGCGCUCAGCAGAACGUCCGUAAGACGACAGACAUAAAGGCGAAAUUAGAAGACGUCAUUCUCGGCCAGGGAUCAGCGCGGUCCGAUUUCAUCAUGCGUAGGAAAGGGGGCAACAUGUCCAACGGUGGGUGUAAGCGUGAGCGAUGGCGCAAGGAGUGGGUGCGAGGCGGAGGGCGGGACUGCGCCCCCUCCCCCGCCGCACCGAACCCCUCGCUCGCCGCCGCGCUCGCGGGAGAGCUCUCCCUCACCCUCCUGCACGCCCUGGAGAAUAUCGUCCAGGCCAGCAGCAACCUGGAGUGCGGUCAGAGCAUCUGCAGUACGGCGCUGCAGGUGGUGCUGCGAGCCCUGCAGCGGAACCAGAGCGUGGUAGUGCUGCAGAACAUGCUGGCCACGGUGCGGGCGCUCAUCGUCAGGCUGGGCUGGUCGUGCUGCGGCGAGGAGUGGAGCGUGUGCCGCGUGCUGCUGCGGCACGGCGCCGCGCUGGCGGGCGGCACGCGCGCGCACGCCGCCGCGGCGCUGUACGCGCUCAUGCGCCAGCACUACCUGCUCGGCAACAACUUCAGUCGCGUGAAGAUGCAGAUAACGAUGUCCCUGUCGUCGCUGGUGGGCACGUCCACCACCUUCAGCGAGGAGUCGCUCCGCCGCGCGCUGAAGACCAUCCUGGUGUACGCCGAGCGCGACGCCGACAUGCACGACACCACCUUCCCGGAGCAGGUGAAAGAUCUAGUGUUCAACCUCCACAUGAUCCUAUCGGACACGGUAAAGAUGAAGGAGUACGCCGAGGACCCGGAAAUGCUGCUGGAUCUCAUGCACCGCGUGGCGCGAGGGUACCAGCACAGCCCGGACUUGAGGCUCACCUGGCUGAACAACAUGGCGCAGAAGCACAUGGAGCGCUCGAACCACGCGGAGGCGGGCAUGUGCCUGGUGCAGGGCGCGGCGCUGGUGGCGGAGCGGCUGGGCGCGCGCGGGCGGGGCGCGCAGCUGCUGCACCGCGUCACGCACAACGCGCUGGACGAGAGCUGCCCCGACGCGCUGCACCACCACCUCACGCACCACGAGCUGCAGGCGCUGCUGGACCACGCGGCCGGCGAGCUCAUGGCGGCCGGCAUGUACGAGACCGUCAACGAGCUCUACAAGGUGCUCAUCCCCAUCGCAGAGGAACACCGCGACUACAAGAAGCUGGCUAACAUCCACAGCAAGCUGCAGGAGGCGUUCACCCGCAUCGAGCAGCUGCACGGGAAGCGCGUGUUCGGGACGUACUUCCGCGUGUGCUUCUACGGGCAGCUGUUCGGGGACCUGCACCUCCAGCAGUUCGUCUACAAGGAGCACGCGCUCACCAAGCUGCCCGAGAUCUUCAGCAGGCUCGAGAACUUCUACAGCCAGCGCUUCGGGGCCGAGAACGUGGUCAUCAUCAAGGACUCCAACAACGUGGACCCCGCCACGCUGGACCCGGACAAGGCGUACAUCCAGAUCACAUACGUGGAGCCGUACUUCGAGCCUCACGAACUCCGGAGGCGCCUCACGCACUACGAGCGGAACCACAACAUCAAGAGGUUCAUGUACGCCACCCCGUUCACCGCGGAGGGCCGGGCUCACGGAGACAUCGUGGACCAGUGCAAGCGGAAGACCAUCCUGACCACCGCCCACCACUUCCCCUACGUCAAGACCAGGAUACAGGUGGUCCAGAAAACUCAAAUAAUCCUCUCGCCGAUCGAAGUGGCCAUCGAGGACAUACAGAAGAAGGUCGCCGAGCUGAGCGCGGCCACGAGCGCGGAGCCGGCCGACGCCAAGAUGCUGCAGAUGGUGCUGCAGGGCUGCGUCACCACCACCGUCAACCAGGGGCCGCUCGAACUCGCGCAGGUGUUCCUAGCGCCGGUGGCUGACGGCACGCAGCCCCCCACCCGCCUCACCAACAAACUGCGGCUCACCUUCAAGGACUUUUACAAGAAGUGUCAAGACGCUCUAAAGAAGAACAAGAACCUGAUCGGUCUGGACCAGCGCGAAUACCAGCGCGAGCUGGAGCGGAACCUGCAGCGCCUCGCCGCCAGCCUCCAGCCGCUGCUGCAGCACCCGCCCUCGCACGCCGCGCUGCUCAGCAACGGAGUGAACAAGGUUGACUACAAGUUCCAGGCAUAGACAAGGAUAGGUCUCGAAUUUCGCUACAAUUAUAAUAAUAUAUCUAGAAUCACAGUUAAUAUACCCAAUAAACAUUGCUAUAUAAUACUGAAAUCGUUUCCUACCCACACGCACCCACCGAAUCCCAGUAUAUUUAAGUCAUUCAAAGUACAUUCACAAUGUACGAGCACCGCGAAUAAACACUUUAUAAAUAGUAUUUUUUUAUAAUAAUAAGAUUAUGAAGUAGCCUUGUCGUUAAGCAACAUAUAUUUACUUCAUUAUAUUUCAGAAGCUACCUAUUAAUAAUGAAUCUCAUAUUUAAUAGGUUCACAUCUAAUUUUGCUAUGUAAAGUUAUGGCGCAGUAAAUUAUGGUUAAAUUUAUCACCAGCCUACGGUCGUCCGCUGUUGAACUAGACCUCCAGCUCGCUGAGUUUCACGCCGGAUCUUGUCAGUGGGUCGCGAUUCCGAUCCGGUGGAAAAUUCAGCGUAACACUGCUCUUGCUAGGGCUAGCGUUUGCA
This is a messenger RNA of Bombyx mandarina (wild silkworm), 6496 nucleotides long. It is a transcript of the gene Zir, whose product is annotated as dedicator of cytokinesis. Gene Ontology annotation, molecular function: guanyl-nucleotide exchange factor activity. NCBI's taxonomy places the organism in Eukaryota, Metazoa, Arthropoda, Insecta, Lepidoptera, Bombycidae. Gene Ontology annotation, biological process: positive regulation of GTPase activity; small GTPase-mediated signal transduction. The record is from RefSeq and is a predicted model, not a curated record.